CCGAUGACGCCAUUCGUGCGGCAGCCAUUUUUCUGAAAAAGUACAUUGUUUGCUUGCUAGUCAAUGCACGCUGGGGAUAGUGUUGUUGCAUGUACCUGAAGAUCGCCAAGAUCUAAUUCUGGACAAGAAAACUGGUUGAAUCUUUCUGAGCAAUUAGUAUCGAUUAAGAAGAGUUCUUUUAAACUGCUGUUUUGUAUUGGAACUUGCUGUAGGCAACCGAGGAUCAUCGCUGUUCAUAGCCUGCCUUUAUUCUGGAACUUUGCUGUCUUCAUCAAAACUGAAGGACAUUACCAGAGUUUCAGAUAUGGCAGAGGACUUCGACGUUGAGGCGAUGCUGGAGGCGCCGUACAAGAAAGGAACCGUUAUGUCACUGCUUGUUGCUCUAUGCUGAGCCCAAGUCCGGGAGCACAUACGACUGAGGAAGAUGGCCCCAUCACCAAAAUCUCAAGAGAAAAUGGGACGUCGGAAAGCAAGUCCUCGGGGAAAAGCAAACGCAAGAGUCGCAGCCGAUCGCGGGACAGGAAAGAGCGGGAAAAGAAGGGAGACAGAAGCCGAGACAGAGAUCGUGGCCGAGACACAGAAAAAAGUGGGGAUCGUGGAGGGGAUCGUGGCGGCGACCGUGUCAGCGCUCGUGGUGGGGAUCGCGGCGGGGAUCGCGGCAGGGAUCGCGAUCGGAAGCAUCGCAGCCGUAGCCGGGACGGAAAACACCGCAGCGGCAGCAAAGAGCGCAAGCAUCGCAGCGGCAGCAGCGGCGGCAGCCGCGAGCGUCGCCGCAAGCGCUCGCUGACCCCAAUGCUUCUGCCCCGAAGAGAUCGGGGGAAUGGAAAGCGUAAAGGUUUGGAUAGGAGUCCCCCAGCUGUCCUGGGAAAGCCGGACGAACUUACACCAGAAGAGCGUGAUUUGCGAACAGUGUUCUGCAUGCAGUUAUCACAAAGAAUCAGGGCAAGGGACCUUGAAGAAUUCUUUUCAUCUGUUGGAAAGGUCCGAGACGUCAGACUUAUCAAAUGUAAUAAAACUAGGCGCUUUAAAGGCAUUGCAUAUGUGGAGUUCAAGGAUCCAGAAUCUGUUCCCUUAGCCAUGGGUUUAGCUGGACAGAAAUUGUUGGGUGUCCCUAUUAUUGUUCAACCAACUCAGGCUGAAAAGAAUAGAGCAGGAAAUUCAAUGCCCAAUCUUCAACCUAAAGGACAACCAGGUCCAAUGAGGUUAUAUGUUGGCUCAUUGCAUUUCAACAUCACUGAAGAUAUGCUUAGAGGUAUUUUUGAACCAUUUGGAAAAAUUGACAACAUUCAGCUCAUAAUGGAUGCUGAAACUGGACGUUCAAAGGGUUAUGGAUUUUUAACUUUCCACAAUUCAGAAGAUGCAAAGAAGGCUCUAGAACAAUUAAACGGUUUUGAGCUUGCUGGAAGACCUAUGAAAGUUGGAAAUGUUACUGAAAGAACUGAAAACGCGCAAGGACCCUCCAUACUUGACACAGACGAACUUGAUCGUACUGGUAUUGAUCUUGGUGCUACAGGACGGUUACAGCUUAUGUAUAAACUUGCUGAAGGAACUGGUCUUCAAAUCCCUGCCCCCGCAGCUGCUGCACUAAACCUGAAUACAACAACUGGUGUACCAAUUGCUACAGCUCAGCCUGCACCCCCCAUAGCAACUCAGUGCUUUAUGCUGGCUAACAUGUUUGAUCCAGCAACGGAAACCAACCCCACCUGGGAUAUUGAAAUUAGAGACGAUGUUAUAGACGAAUGUAACAAACAUGGUGGAGUUUUACAUGUUUAUGUUGACAAGGCCUCACCCACUGGCAAUGUGUAUGUUAAGUGCCCAACCAUUGCUACCGCUGUUGCUGCUGUUAAUUCUCUUCAUGGGAGAUGGUUUGCAGGACGAAUGAUUACUGCUGCAUAUGUACCUUUGGUGAACUACCACAAUCUCUUCCCUGACACAAUCAAUGCGUUGCAGCUAUUAGUGCCUACAAGACGAGGCCCUUGAAGAAAUUAGGCUGGUAUUGUGAACUGUGGAAGUCUAGUGCAUUCGUGCCUUUACCUCAAAUGUGCUUUACCUUUGACCGAUCGGUGGUUGAGGAAACAGUAGUUUUUAAGAUCAAAGAUGACAUUUGUUACCAUGUUUUGCACACCAUGGUAUUUUGGUGUUACCAUAUUUUCUUAUGUUUGGGCACAUAAGAGUUUUAGUUUUGUGUGUCAAGGUAUAUCCUAUCUUAAAGGGCAUAUUAAUUCCGGUUUUAAUGAAUUUAUUUCAUGUCUUCGUGCAAAGUAUUGCUUUUUGUGAUUUGGAAUUGACUGUUUGUGUGUAACACUUAAUUUGUAAAAUUCCAUUAUGGAAAACCAUCUGCCUAUUUGUCUGUUCUCCUCCUCACAAAUUGUACAUAAUUGUGAUCUUAAUCAUUUUUUAUAAUUUCCUACAUGUGGAAAUUGUUGAAUAGUCACUGGUAUUUCUAAUAUCAUUCCAUCCUAGCUGGAUAAUGUUUUAUUUUGAUUACUUGAACUGGCUUGGUGGAAAUUUUUUGUUAUUGGUAGUGCUGUAAAAGUGUUCCAAGUGUUUUGUGAAUUUUUGUACAUAAAUGCUAUACUUAAAUGUUCAGUAAGUGUAAUAAUUUGACCUUGAAAAGAUUAAAUCAUUAAAUUGUGUAUGAA
This is a messenger RNA of Frankliniella occidentalis (western flower thrips), 2642 nucleotides long. RefSeq names its product RNA-binding protein 39 (gene Caper). NCBI's taxonomy places the organism in Eukaryota, Metazoa, Arthropoda, Insecta, Thysanoptera, Thripidae. Gene Ontology annotation, cellular component: nucleus. Gene Ontology annotation, molecular function: RNA binding. Gene Ontology annotation, biological process: mRNA processing. The record is from RefSeq and is a predicted model, not a curated record. The transcript has 13 exons. Bases 385 to 1980 code for a protein of 531 amino acids.